AACACACGGCCACCAACCGCUCCCGCGGACGCGGCAAGGCAGGUCUGGGCCUGUGCGCACGGCAGCCGGCCGGCUGUAGCCGCUAGCCGUGGCCAUGGCGGCGGCCAGCCCUGCCCCCAGCCGACCUCGACCCUCCGGCGAGCUGCCCUCCAUGUCCCGGUCGCUUGGUCGUUCGCCGUGCCGAUCGCCCUGCGCUGCUCUCGUCGUCGCCGGGGUUAGUGGCCGGAUCGCGAUCUGUUUCCGAGCUUCGAGGAAUCGACGGUCAGGCUUCAAUGACCAAGUGAUCAAGCUCUUCGAGUUCUACGAGGCUGAAGACCCUGAGCAUCUGAUUGGUGAAGGUUGCCUUUGGUGCAAUCUAUGCCCAGGUAAAGAAGAAGGCGUCGAGGCGGAUCUCCAGGAGUUCUAGGACUUCGACGAGUUCGAGGAUUAGGCUAGCGACCUCCCCCAGUUAGCUGCCUGUGGUGGGUUUAUUUACGUUGGCUACGUUUCUAUUCUGUGUACUUUGAUUUUACUAUGUAAAUGACUCUAGUCUUUCAUAUUAUUACUUACCCUUUAUUGUUAUUCGAAGCAUUGUGCUAUGAUGAGUCAUUUAUGUAAUCGCUAUGUACGUGAGUUCUGAUC
This is a messenger RNA of Zea mays, 621 nucleotides long. RefSeq lists its product as uncharacterized. The record is from RefSeq and is a predicted model, not a curated record. Bases 95 to 406 code for a protein of 103 amino acids. The transcript has 3 exons. NCBI's taxonomy places the organism in Eukaryota, Viridiplantae, Streptophyta, Magnoliopsida, Poales, Poaceae.